This is a messenger RNA of Bradysia coprophila, 6244 nucleotides long. RefSeq names its product vitellogenin-A1-like. The record is from RefSeq and is a predicted model, not a curated record. Gene Ontology annotation, biological process: lipid transport. Gene Ontology annotation, molecular function: lipid carrier activity. NCBI's taxonomy places the organism in Eukaryota, Metazoa, Arthropoda, Insecta, Diptera, Sciaridae.
UUUGACGAAUAUAAAAGGGGAUCAAAUCCAUUGGAUUGUCACACAGUGAUUUGUGUCCAAUCUAAUAGGUUCAAUAAGUGAAUUCUACACGAGAUGUGGACUCCAUUAGUUCUAUUCGUAUUCGUUGGCCUUGCUGCCUCAGAAGGUGCCUGGAAACAAAACCACGAGUACAAAUACGAUGUUGAAACACGCACGCUAACCGCUUUGCCUGAUCUCAAGCAACAAUGGGUUGGUAUGGCCACACGUGCCCGUCUAUACAUUCGCCCACAAGCCGACAAUGUUCUCAUCGGAAAAUUAAUGAAACCCGAAUUUGCUGAAAUUCAUCAUCAACUCAACAAUGGUUGGGAUAUGGAUUUGAGUGGUGAACAACUUGCUUACCAUCAAAUGCCAAUGUCCGAAAAACCAUUCGAAGUUCGAUUGAAGAAUGGUGCCAUUCGUUCGUUAGCUGUUGACCGCACAAUGACCAACGACCAAGUCAACAUGUUGAAGGCCAUCAUUAGUCCACUUCAAGCUGACACCAAUGCCCAAAAUGAAAUCAGAUGCAAGCACAACCAAUUGCCUGAAGAACAUGGCAACAAUGCCGUCUACAAGACAAUGGAACCAACUGUUACCGGUGAAUGUGAAACUUUGUACGAUAUCUCACCACUCCCAGAAUAUUUGACCCAAAACCAUCGCGAUUGGGUUCCAAUGCCAAAAUUGAAAGGAAACGGUGAAUUCAUCGAUAUCGUUAAGACCAAGAACUUCUCCAACUGUGACCAACGUAUGGGAUACCACUUUGGAAUAACCGGACACAGCGACUUCAAGCCCAAUACCAACCAAAUGGGAGAUGCCAUGUCCAAAACUGAUGUUACUCGUAUCAUCGUCAGUGGUUCAUUGAAACACUACACCAUUCAAUCUGCCCAAACCAUCCAAAAGGUCGCUGUCAGCCCAACUUUGUACGGUGAACAGAAAGCUAUUGUUGUUGCUUCCGUCAACUUGACAUUGUCAUCUUUGGAAGAAAUCUCAUCGCACCCACAAAUCCCAGCUGGAAACCUAUUGGAAAUUGGUUCGUUGGUUUACACUUACAACUUGCCAUCUGAUUCGCAAAACCACGCUCGUCCCAUGAACAACACUUCCGACUCGUCCAGUUCGUCCAGCUCAUCAUCUAGCAGUUCAAGCUCAAGCUCUAGCAGCUCAUCCGAAUCGGGCUCAAACUCAUUGAAUGGCGACUCAAACGAUUCUGAUUCCUCGUCGUCGUCGUCAUCAUCAUCGUCUUCGUCUUCAUCUAGCGAAGAUUCAGUUGAAACUAGCCGUCAACAAAACAAGAACCAAAUGGCUAACAAGAACAACAAAAAAUCUCGUUCACGCAGAUCCAUCAAUGUUGACAACGAAAAACGCUACAACAACGCCAUCCGUAAACAAUCCACAAACAACAACGAACAAGACGAUUCAAGCUCGUCCAGCUCAAGCUCGUCAAGUGAAUCAAUGAACGCAUCAUCUCAAUCGAAUCCAGAUGAUUCUUCCAGCAGCAGCAGCAGCAGUAGCAGCAGCUCUUCAUCCGACAGCAGUUCUUCGUCAUCUUCAUCGUCGUCUGACUCGUCAGAUUCCAGCAGCUCAAGCUCCAGCUCGAGCUCUCAAUCAAUUGACAGCAGUGAAGAAUAUUACCAACCAGAACCAACUCUAAAGGACGCUCCAGAGAUGCCUUUGCUUCCAUUCUCCGUUGGCAACAAGGGACAUUCGUUCAAAUACGCCAAGCAAAUCAACCUCGUCCAAGAUGCCGAAAAAUUGGCUCAACAAAUCGGCGAAGAACUCCAAAACCCCAGCGAAAUUCCAGCCAGCAAUACUUUGAACUCAUACAACCAAUUGGCUCGUAUGAUCCGUCAAAUGAAUGGCAAGGAAAUCAACGAAGCCGCCAAUCAAUUGUACCAUCCAGACCGCGAAUUGGACGUACAAAAUACUAAAUCGCUUGUUCGUAAUGCUGCCUGGAAAGCCUACCGUGAUGCUGUCGCUGAAGCUGGUACCCCACCAGCCGCUAACCAAGUCAUGGAAUGGAUUGAAGAAAAGAAAAUCCAAGGUGAAGAAGCUGCUCAACUGAUCGCUGCUUUGCCAAAGACCAUUCGUAUGCCAACCAAUGCCUUGUUGAGACGAUUCUUCCACUUCGCCACCAGCGAAAAGGUACAAAACCAACAAAACGUAAACACCACCGCCUUGAUUGCUCUUACCAACUUCUUGAACGCUGCUCAAGUCAACAACCAAUCAGCUUACAACUACUAUCCAGUACACAGUUUCGGUCGCCUUAGUGAUCGCGACAACAAAAUUGUUCGUGACGAGGUCAUCCCACAUUUGGCUCGUGAAUUGAAACAAGCUGUUAAGGACGAAGAUAGCCAAAAAAUCCAAACUUAUAUCCGUGCCUUGGGCAACUUGGGACACCCCAAGAUUCUUAGCGUCUUCGAACCAUACCUCGAAGGACAAGUACCAGUAUCCGAUUUCCAGAGAUUGGCAAUCGUUGUUGCUCUCGAUAAACUCACCAUUAACUAUCCACGAUUGGCUCGUUCGGUCCUGUACAAAAUCUACCAAAAUGUCGGAGAAGUUCACCAAAUCCGUGUGGCUGCCGUUUUCCAACUGAUGCGCACAGCCCCACCAACCUCAAUGCUCCAACGUAUGGCUCAAUUCACACAUGAAGAUCCAUCCGAACAUGUUCAGGCUGCCGUUGAAUCCGCCAUUCGAUCAGCUGCCAAAUUGACUCAUCCAGAUCAACAAGAAUUAGCUGCUAACGCUCAAGCUGCUAAAUCCUUCUUGAACGAAGAACGUAAGGGACGCCAAUACUCACGCACCCUCUUGCGCGAUUAUGCCGAUGAACAUUUGAACUUGGCCUACUUCCAACAAAGCAGCUACAUUGGCAGCCAAGAUGAAUUUUGGCCACAAGCCCUUUUCUUAGCCACCCAACGUAACAUGGGCGGUUUGAAGAGAACUUCAGAACACUACGCUAUGGUCAACAGCAUCGAUCAACUUUUCGACAUUCUCGAUGAUCAAUACGAUGAUUCUAAAUUGCAAAAGAACCCUGAAAAUCCAAAGAACGCUCGCAAGCAACAUCAACCCGAACCCCAAUCCAACAAAUGGUCCACACAAAAGAUUGCCCAACUUUUGAACAUCAAAACCGACGAAGCUGAACAAUUGGAAGGUCAAUUGAUGGUAUCCAUCAUGAACACCAAACGUUUCUUCACCUUCGACAACCAAACUGUUGAACAAUUGCCAGCUGCUGCUAAGAAAAUGGCCAACAUGCUCCGCAACGGACACCAAUUCGAAUACAGCAAAAUGUACAACCGUGAUGUUGUCACAGUUAGCUUCCCAAUGGCCACCGGUUUCCCAUUCGUGUACACCUACAAAACUCCAACUUUGGUGAAAGUGGGAGGUGAAGUACGUCUCCGAUCCACACCAGAUUUGGCUCAAGGUACAGACGAAGAGAUUUUGUUGCCCAAAUACGCCAACAUCAGCGCCGAAAUCCAAAUGACUUAUGCUACAACCGUCAACACCAAGGCUGGAUUCGUCACUCCAUUCAACAGCCAGCGUUAUGUCGCCGGUAUCAACAAGAAGGCUCAAAUUCACUUGCCACUCCGUAUGGUCGUCGAUAUUGAUUUACGUAACAACGAAGUCAGCGCCAACGUCGAACCACUCCGUUCCAAGAAGAACUCCCAAGUCUUGCACAUGAGCAACUGGCCAUACACCUCGCGCCAAGACAUCCUCAGCUAUCGUCACGACUACAAUUUGAUUCAUGUUCGUUCCCAACGCAACAUUGAAUAUACUUUCGGUGACCGAUCCACUGGCAUGGUCUUCCAAUUCCAAGCCCAACACGAAAAGGACUUCAUCGACUUCAGCUCCGUUAAGAACAAGAUCAAAGAACAAGAUUUGACCACCGCUAUCUUGUAUCCAUUCAACGUUAAAUCCAACGAAUUCUACAACGUUAACUUGCAUUUCGAUGCUGAACAUUCGAGCAACAAAAAUGCCAAGAUCACAUUCUCAUACACCGAUGAUCAAGAAGAUGUUGGACCACAACCCACCAAUCCAAAGAACCCCAACGAGCGUCUCAACAAACAAAACGCUGCCAAUCCAUCCUCCAAGUCAGCAAACAGUGAACGUCGCCGACAAGAAUUCCUUCAAAAUGUUGCCGCCGGUAUCACCCACAGCGAAGCUCAAGUUUGGGACUUUGCCGUCGAAUUCGAAGGCAAGAACCCAGCUGAAUACGUUUUGACCAUUGCCACCGCUGACAGUCCAAUCGACGAUAAAGUGCGUAUGUUGGUAUUCGCCAAUGCCGUCAACGCCCAACCAUCCAAAAAAUCUUCACAACAAAUGCAAGCCUGUAUGACACUCAACGGAAAAUUCCCCAACACACCCACAUUGAACUUCAAACAUGCUUUGGAACACGAUGCCACCUCAAACAUCGAUGUAACUUUGAACUUUGGUGAAAAAUGCUCGCAAAAUGCUGCUCACAUUCAAAUCAAGGCCAAGCUCCAACAAACCGAAGAACGCAAAGCCCUCAUUCGCCAAAGUGAUGUCGGCAAACAAUGUUUGAAACAAAUGGAUCAAGGACAAUAUCAAAUGCAAGCUUGUCGCAAGGUCACAUCAUGGGCCAACAAAUUGGACCGUUACGAAAUCAGCAUUGAUUACGACAACGUUCCAUCCCAAUUCAAGGACUGGACAUACAGAUUCUAUGGAGCUGCCCGUCACAUUGGAUACCAAUACUAUCAAGAAAACAACAUGGUCAACAACAAGAACGGCCGCAUUGAAAUCGAAACUCAAUUCGCACCCAGAUUGGACGCCCUCAAUGUUACUAUUCAAUCGCCAAAAAUGCAAGGAGAAUUCCGUGAUGUUCGUUUGAACAAAAUCGCCGCUACGGCUUUAGUCAUCAAACCAUCCAACAACUGGUCUGAUCGUCUAUACAACCGUGCCAUCCAAUACAGAGACGUCUGCGUUCUUGACAAGGACUACUUGAACUCCUUCGACAACAACACCAUCGAGCAAAACCUUGGUAAAUGCUGGCACGUCAUGUUACAAACCGUAGACCGUUAUGAUGCCAACGAAUCACAAUCGUCCGAAGAAGAUGAAGAUCAACAAAUAACUGUUAUGGCUCGUGACUCUGCCACCGAUAGCAACCAAAAGGAUGUUUUGAUCGUCGUUGGUCAAAACGACGGCAACGACUAUACCGUCAAAUUGACACCAGGUCAAAGCGCCGAAUCCACACCACGUGUUUACAUCAACGAUGUCGAACAACACCCAACUCAAAACCAUGCCGUCGAAAUUCACUCCGACGAUGAUGCCAAUCAGCCAAUCAUCCGUAUCUUUGCUCUUCCAUCCCAUGAAGUUACCGUUGAGGUCCGUGACAUGCUUGUUGAAGUCACAUACAACGGACACACCGUCAAAUUGGGAGCCGACUCUGAAUUGAGAAACGAUGUUCGCGGUAUCUGCGGAACAUUCAAUGGCGAAAAACACGACGAUAUGACCUCACCACAAAACUGCAUUCUUCGUCGUCCACAUCAAUUCAUCGCCUCGUGGGCUGUUGCCGAUCAAGAUUGCCAAGGACCAGCUAAACAAUUGCAAUUGGAAGCUAAACAAGCCACUUGCUUGGAAAAGAACGUUUUGUACGGAAAUGUGAUCAGCGAAUCGGAAGCCGGCAGAAAGCGUUACAACGUCUUGAGACAACACAACCAAUCGUCCAGCUCCGAAUCGUCUGACUCAAGCGAUUCAUCAUCCUCGUCCUCGUCUUCAUCCUCAUCAUCUUCGUCAUCCGAAGAUAGUAGCAUGAACAAGGAGAACAACAGCAAAUACAAUAAUGACAACAAAAAUAAUAAGAACCAACAACGUACAUUCAAGAACCAAUACGAUAAGGACACCAAAACCAUUCAACAACAUCAAUACGAACAAGUCGGUAGCGAAUUGUGCUUCAGUUUGGAAAAACUUCCAGCCUGCCCAGAAGGUUACAAAGCCGAAAAGAAGUACGAACAAGCAGUUGAUGCUCACUGUCAACCAGCUCAUCAGCCAAGUGCUUUGUUCUACAAGGAACAAAUUCGCAAGGGAAACAACCCAAGUGACUUAAAGACCAAAACGAUUAGCCGUAAAGUCACUUUCCAUGUUCCCCAGAACUGCAUUCGUGCUUAAGCGUCGUUUGACUCGACAUCGAAAUGUUUAAUUUAUUGACAAUUUUUGUUAAAUUUAGUAUGUAAGCGCAAAGGAAAUGAGUGGUCAAUUAAACGAUUCAUUCAAAAAAAAA